UCUCUCUCUCUCUCUCUCUCUCUAUCUCUCUCUCUCAAUAUCCUCGAACGUAGAGCAUACAGAUCUGAACAGACGUCACUUGCCAUUUUGCCAAACGAUUUUUCUUAUCUAACACUUUUUUGUGAUUAUAUUCAUCACUCCACAUUUUUGCACACAGUCUUUUCUGUGUCUGAGCUAGCAACAUAUAAACUUUUUUUUUUUCAUGCUUUUCUUUUGUUGUUUAGCAUAUUGCUAUUUUUUGGCUCUUACCCUCCUUUAACACAUUUACUCACAGCAAAAUUAGCUUGGCAUUUCUUUUUCUCGACUCCCGUUUUCUCUCUUAGUCUAAUGACAUUUAUUUCUCCCGGUAGCGAGAAUUAGGAUAUGCGCUAUUGACUAAAACAAGGAGAGGACCUGUUCUACUAUUUUUUUUUUUGUUUUUGUUUGUUUGUUUGUUUAUGCUGAAGUUAAUGAUGAAAGUGCAAAAUGGAUGAGUUCCACCCGUUCAUCGAGGCGCUCUUGCCACACGUGCGUGCCUUCUCCUACACCUGGUUUAACCUGCAGGCACGCAAGCGCAAGUACUUCAAGAAGCACGAGAAGCGCAUGUCCAAGGACGAGGAGCGCGCCGUGAAGGAUGAGCUGCUUGGAGAAAAGCCUGAGAUCAAGCAGAAGUGGGCGUCGCGGCUCCUCGCCAAGCUGCGCAAGGACAUCCGGCCUGAGUUCCGCGAAGACUUCGUGCUCAGCGUGACGGGCAAGAAGCCUCCGUGUUGCGUGCUCUCCAACCCGGACCAGAAAGGCAAGAUGAGACGCAUUGACUGCCUGAGGCAGGCCGACAAGGUGUGGAGGCUCGACCUGGUCAUGGUGAUCCUGUUUAAAGGCAGCCCGCUGGAGAGCACGGAUGGAGAGAGGCUCGUCAAAUCUCCACAGUGCUCCAACCACACCCUGUGUGUGCAGCCACACCACAUCGGCGUCUCAGUCAAAGAGCUCGACCUCUACCUGGCCUACUUCGUCCACUUGCCAGAAUCGGGACAAUCAGACAGUUCGAGCCAGCAGGCAGACUCAGACAUCAAACCCCCACCAAAUGGGCAUUUGAACUUCCAGGACUGCUUCGUCACAUCAGGGGUUUGGAACGCAGCCGAGCUCGUACGAGUUUCACAGACUCCUGUUGCCUCAGCCUCGGGUCCUAACUUUUCAUUGGCCGACCUGGAAAACCCCAGUUACUACAACAUCAACCAAGUAGCACUGGGCCGACGCUCACUGACAUCACCACCGUCUACUAGGGCUGAGGUGGAGUUGUACGCGAGUCUUCCUCGGAGCUCCACUAAGCGUAAGUCUAUAGAUGACAGUGAGAUGGACAGCCCAGUAGACGAUGUGUUCUAUCCCACGCGCUCCCCUGCUGGAACCAGCUCACAGUCCAGUGGUUGGCCCAGUGAUGUGGAUGCAGUGCAGCACCACUUGGCCAGCGUUCAGGAGAGGAAGAUAAAACAUGAAAACGAUGGCGUGCAGUUCCCUUACCAUGGGCUGUCCUCUCCCGGGUCUCUAAAGAAGCCGUCGGGGAAAUUCGAUUUCGGCGCCCUGUCGGCUCAGACGAGGUCACCCCGCAUGGCCUUCACACACCACCCACUGCCCAUGCUGGCGGGAGUGAGACCAGGAAGUCCCAGAGCCUCAGCCUCCGCUCUCCAUUUCCCGUCUCCCUCCAUCAUCCAGCAGUCCAGCCCGUACUUCACCCACCCCACCAUCCGCUACCACCAUCACCAGGACCCGCUAAAGGAGUUUGUCCAGUUUGUCUGCUCCGACGGUACGGCCCAGCCCGCAUACUCCUCGCCAAGCUCCACAGCUCCCAACAGGUUUGUCGGCAUCGGAGCACGGGACAACUUUCUAAACAUCCCACAGCAGACACAGUCUUGGUUUCUUUGACAAGAUCCAUCUGAAACACACAGAUACAAAGUCUGUAGCUGAAACGUGAAACACAAAGCUAGGUACGGACCGCUAUGAGCUAAUCACUCACAAUCCCCCUCUCCGUCCCGGAUCCACUCUGAUAGACCUGCGAGCAUUCUGAAACCUUCACCAUCAGCCCUCCAACCAGGAAUCUGGAAAUCUUCCACAGGACAAAAACUGCAUGAUUCUGCAAAUCUAAAACUGGAAAAAGAGAAGAAAAAAAAAACAACAAGUAAAACGGCAACACGGAAAAAGCGGGAGUUAUAAAUUCCAUCCUGGAUGAAGAAGAGAUUUGAUUAUUUCGUUAGAAGAAGACUUUUUGUUGGUUUGUAAUCAAGAUGACCAGAGUAUUGACCAAUCUUUUCAUCCUUUUCCUUUUAUUCAGUUGUUUUACAUCAUCCACCGAUCGUACCGCGGGGCCAAAGCGUUCUGCUCUCACUCCAUCACCGCUUGUUAAACAGUUUCCACAACUUAUGAUGUUGCACUUCCAGUGAAAAUGAAGCGAAGCGUGAAACCUCGGGGUCAUGGGGUCAUCCAUGUCAAGCCGCACUUCAUUAUCAAACCUGUCUUAAGCAUCCGAUUGGACAAGAACUUACAAAAGACUCCCCAGCACCCUGCACUCUUGGGUGUGUCCCAAACGUUGGAACAGCACUUAAAAAUGGUCUGAAACUUUCGCUCACGUGAAAUCCUAAUACAUCAUAGAAAUCGUAGUAUAUUUAACCGAUUUUACAUGAUAUCGUGUGUGUGUGUGUGUGUGUGUGUGUGUGUUAUCUCCAUAGCGUGGCAUUUCAACACUGAAAAAAGAAAAAAAAAAACCGAAAACCUGUUCACUAAUGUUCAUAAACAGAACGCAGCCCCGUCCCACCCACCAGCCUGCUCUCACCGAUCGUACGACAGCUACCAAGCGAGGAGGACGAACUCUAGCACACGUUUUCUCUAGAAACACGUGAAGCCAGGAGCCGCGGCAUCUUUGCUACGUGAAAUUUAACACACUCUGGUCAGACCACACACGAGUUAAACCGAACCGGUUGAGGGAGGAAAAAAGCGAACAUAAGAACACACAGACAUAAGAACAGGGGGAAAAAAAGCUGACCACUAAUGAGCAUCAGCACGAGCGAGAGAACAGGAUACAAAGUACCAAAAUAUGAUGUUCUCUUUUCUGGUGACGUUUCUAUUUGUACACCACCGCAAAAUACGUCCUUUCAGCUGUUUCUGACGGCUGUGACAUGUUUGGGACACACCCGGUGUUAGCACGCACGACAAAGGUUUUAGCUUGCCUGUUUGUCCGCUAAACAUAUCAGCACAAUAUGGUGAAGGCAUGAAGGAGUGCUGGGGAGGUUGUAGCCCACGACACACACCAAACCUCCACACCAUUCACACCAUCAGCUAGUGACACUAACACACAGGGGUUUUGUUAGCAAUAAACCGAAGACAGUGACGCAUUAGCAGAAAUUACACAGUGUUGUAAAGCCUUUAGAAAUGCAUAACUUCAGCUUCUAUGACCAACCAACAUGCGUCGAGAGAAAAAAAAACGUUUGCAACAUUUCUCGCAGUAGCUGUUUAUCUGUGGACAAGUUUCAGUGCAGCCACACAUACCAGAAACAAAGCCUGAAAAUCUCUCUCUCUCUCUAUUACUUUAUCUCUCCCUCUCUCUCUCUCUCUCUCUCUCUCUCUCUCAUUCUCUCUCUCUCAUUCUCUCUCUCUCUCUCUCUCUCUCUCUCUUACUUUCUCUCUCCCUCUCUCUCUCUCUCUCUCUCUCUCAUUCUCUCUCUCUCUCUCACUCAUUCUGUCACUCAUUCUCUCUCUCUCUCUCCCUCUCCCUCUCUCUCUUACUUUCUCUCUCCCUCUCUCUCUCUCAUUCUCUCUCUCUCUCACUCAUUCUCUCUCUCUCUCAUUCUCUCUCUCACUCAGUCUCUCUCUCACUCAUUCUUUCUCUCUCUCUCAUUCUCUCCUCUCCCUCUCUCACGCAUUCUCUCUCUCACUCAUUCUGUCACUCAUUCUCUCUAUCUCUCUCUCUCACUCAUUCUCUCUCUCUCUCUCUCUCUCUCUCUCAUUCUCUCUCCUCUCUUUCACUCUCUCUCAUUCUCUCUCCUCUCUUUCACUCUCUCUCUGUCUCUCUCUCUCUCUCUCUCUCUCUCUCUCUCUCUCUCUCUCUCUCUGCUUAAAGUGGGUUGUUUUGGUUUGCAGUAGUUUGUUUUAACUGGUUUUCAUGUCGUGUUUUUUUCUUUCACAGAAUGACUUGCAUGAGAGUUUUUGCUACUUUCAGGAUUGCUUUUACAAACUCGUAACAUUGACGUACAAACGUACGACUUUUACAGAGACACUCGUGAAUUUAGGUCUAUAUUUGGCUUUAUCCUCUUCCCUUCUGCAUGCUCGAUAACUCUUACGCUCUUAUCACCGGUGCUCACUAUCUGUGAGUGAGUUUCAUAUUACUGACAUCACUGACAUCACUUUUUCUGUGCACACGUUAUUUCUGUUUUAUUUGUUUCUUUCUCUCUCCAUUAGAGUAAUCUGGACAGAUUUGGUAAUGAGUGUCUUUACGGGCUGCUCGUACAGUCCGAAUCACACACACACUCGUCGUUGCACUAUAAUAUAUAGUUUAGUUUCCUUAGGACGGAAAAUCUUUUCGUCCCCCUGUUUUUUUUUUUUUUUUCUUAACGUUUUAUGUUUCUUUUGAAUUCUUGAAUGUGAUUACGAACAAACCGGUCCCAGCGUUCCACUGUGUCUAUCUGCAUCCCGACAACACCACUGACAUCACAAAAUAACUGGACUGCCCGGCUGUCAGUCACUCGUCAGGGCUUUUUAUUCUCAUUAGCCCCGCCCCCUCCCUGGCGAUCCCACCGAUCCGUGCAGCAAAGUGCCUCCCUUUCUUUUUUAUGCAACCUGGCGUCGAAUUCAGGGUCUGUAUUCCGUGUAUAAGCUACAGAAUUAAUGUACAAUAUGUAUCAUGGCUUAGCAAAAAACAGAAGACUGGAAACACAUCGCCUUUAUAAAUAUAUAUUAUUCAGACAUUAAAAUAAUAAUAAUAAUAAUAAUAAUAAUCAUACUCAUACGUGCUGUGUAUAUAUAUGGAAAUAUGUAUAGUAGCUCUUCUUUGGAGUACGGCAGUCUAGUUAUUUUUUGAACCUUUCACCCCACUUCACGUCAGUCGUCUUCCAAACAGUCCUGAAAUAAUAUCGCGAUAUUUACCGCGUAUCGUUCAUACACGGCGCAAGACUGAUAAGAAAUAUCAGUGUUAGUAUUUAAAGUGUGAAAAGAGAGCGAGGGGUUUGUGGGCUGACGAUACAAACCUGGUUUUUUUUUUUAAAGUCUUGUCCUGGACUCUAAACUCAAGGGCCAUGAACAGUAUCCCAAUCUUUAUAAAGUGUUGGGUCCCCUAAUCCCCGCCCCCUUCAUUUAGAUUUACCUUUUUUUAAUGGUCUAUUUGUAAUCUUUUGUUUUUAAAUUAUUAAGGAAGGUGGAAUGAACAAUUUUACAGCAGGGUGUAUUACAGUACAGAUCCUGGUGCUCGGUCACCUGGGUUGAGUCUCUGUUGAUAAACAAAUAAGACUUUCUUUUCGGACACGUACACGUUAGAGAACAUGGCUCUUUUUCUGUGAGCUCGCUGGCGGUGGGCUUUUCCACGUCGCUUGUGACAAAAGGCAUUUUAUUUCAACCUUUAAAAAGACCGUAUUUAAAUCGGUAAAUAAAAAAACAACGACUUUGCAUCCUGAUACACGGAGAGACCAGCUCGUUGUCCAGCUCGUUGUCCAGCUCAUUUAUUUCAGAGACCGCUUUUUUAAAAAAAAAUAAAGAAACAGGAUUUCGUUACUGUAAAUUAAGGAAACUGAUCAGCAAAAGUGUUUUUUGCCUUUGUGAUGAUUUGAAAGAUGUUGUAUUAAGUAUUUGUAGAAGUUCUUGUAGUUUUUUAGACAGUGUGAAGACUGGUUCCUGGAAGAGGAGGAGGAGGAGGAGGAGGAACAGUCCAGAGAUUCAUGGAAUCAUGUGGAAGAAUGAAAUUUAAACAGGCUUGAUUCCAAUCCUACCCAUAAAGCCGUCCCUCUGCCCCUCCCCCAACAAACAUUUCCUCCACCCAUCCCCCAUAAAGCCUUCCCUCUGCCCCUCCCCCAAAAAACAUUUCCUCCACCCAUCCCCCAUAAAGCCGUCCCUCUGCCCCUCCCCCAAAAAACAUUUCCUCCACCCAUCCCCCAUAAAGCCGUCCCUCUGCCCCUCCCCCAACAAACAUUUCCUCCACCCUUCCCCCCAUAAAGCCUUGCCUCUGCCCCUCCCCCAAAAAACAUUUCCUCCACCCAUCCCCCAUAAAGCCGUCCCUCUGCCCCUCCCCCAACAAACAUUUCCUCAACCCAUCCCCCCACAAAAACCUUCCCAACUAAAAAAGUUAUCCCCUCCCCCACAUAGAAACCUUUCCUCCACCCCUCCCCCACAUGUAAAUGCCCCCUCCUAGUGCUUGUGAUUAGUGUAGUGUAGUACUAAGCCAGCAUUUUAAAGGUUGUUCCCUUCAAAAGUGCCUUUUGUUCACAGAGUCCAUCUUGUAAAACAUGAAAAAAAAGGACAAAAGUUUUUUUUGUCGUUUUUCGCCCCAUCUUUCCCCGUCCACCCUUUUUAUUCAGUCUUUCGAAGCCGUAUAUAUAUAGUAUAUAGUAAUACAGGAAAUGGAUGUGAUUUAGUUCUUUUUAUUGUUCAAUACUGAAAAAAAAAUGUAAAGGCAAAAAAAUCUUCCUGUCUCUUUCCCUCUUUAAUUCUUCUUUUGCGUUAACGAUGUUGUACAAGACAUCCGUCUUACCCCGCCGUACAUCCAUCUGCCCUCCCCCACAUCUCCUCACACCCUAAAAAUGAGGCUUUUAUAUUUUUUUCCUCUUGAGCAGAAUAUCCUUGUCUGUAUGCUUGUUCUUGUUACGCCAUACCGAUCUCUCUCCUGUUCUGACGCUUCUCUGUUUCUACUGCUAGUGUAAGUGAAAUGUGGCCGUGCGGGCUCCGGGGGGUCGGGUUACCAUGGGUUCCACGAGGACCAACGCGUGCCACCCGUAGUCGGUGGAGGAACAUUGCUAAUAUUUUUCCAUGAGCUUCCACAGUGUUGCGUUUGGAAAGGUUUUACCGUAAACGCAGGACACCGGGUGAAAUCAAGCAGCUCUGCGCUAUUUUUGUUUCUAAUUUAUUUGUUUGUACUAUGAUUUUAUACUAUAUUUGAGAUUUGUUGAUGCUUUUCUAUCAGGGUACGGUCCAGAAGAUUCUCUCCAAGGGAACCGUGGACCUUAAAAUGAAAGCUAUAAAAAAAGCACCUUUCUUUAUUAGAAGAGCCAGGCUACUUUUAUGAAACUGUUGACUGAUGACUUGCUGAAAGCACCUUAUGAGGCAGAAUGCACUUAACGUGAAAUGCACUUAAAUGUCAUACAGCAGUCACACUACAUAGACACGGCCUUUAUUAUUUCCUGCACCACAUUUCAGAACCUUGUAACGGAAGAUUGGCGUGAGUUCAGGAGACGUGUUAAAGUCAGUAUUAAUGUUACAAAGGGUUAGAGAGAUGGCCUACUGAGUGGGACUUUCCUUUCAAUAAAAUGAUCUUAGGACAUUAAGGCGUCCAGCUAAAUAUUCCCACUCUGCCAUCACGUCAAGCGAAUCACUUUUAACUGCCUCAUAUUUGUCAUUAAUUUUUAUUUUUUUGCUUUGCUUCGUUACACUUAAGUACUUUUUUGAGCUGCAGAAGUCAUGUUCGACACGUUUCUAGUCUUAGCGCCCUCUAGUGGUUUCCUGUGUCCUGCGCUUUCAGGUAAAACAAUAAAAAAAAAAAAAAGCAAAUUUUUCGGCUAUCGACCCCUCAGAGCCCGUUGGCAAAUGUGCAUGUGUUACUACAGAUUCCUUUUCCAUUAUAAAGAAUAAAAAACAGUUUGUAAAGA
This is a messenger RNA of Tachysurus vachellii, 7811 nucleotides long. RefSeq names its product nuclear factor I/Xa (gene nfixa). Lineage: Eukaryota; Metazoa; Chordata; Actinopteri; Siluriformes; Bagridae. Gene Ontology annotation, biological process: regulation of transcription by RNA polymerase II. The transcript is spliced from 12 exons. Gene Ontology annotation, cellular component: nucleus. The record is from RefSeq and is a predicted model, not a curated record. Gene Ontology annotation, molecular function: RNA polymerase II cis-regulatory region sequence-specific DNA binding; DNA-binding transcription factor activity, RNA polymerase II-specific. Bases 466 to 1896 code for a protein of 476 amino acids.